AUGGUCGCUCCUGUAGAGCAAGCGGUUAUCAUGGACGGCUUCCAUAUAUACACAUCAGAUAACGACACAUUGGACGACGCGGGUUCGGGUGACUAUGACUCCAUGAAGGAGCCCUGCUUCAGAGACGAGAAUGCCCAUUUCAACCGGAUCUUCCUGCCCACCAUCUACUCCAUCAUCUUCUUGACGGGCAUCGUGGGCAAUGGCUUGGUCAUCCUGGUCAUGGGCUACCAGAAGAAACUGAGAAGCAUGACAGACAAGUACAGACUACACCUGUCGGUGGCAGACCUCCUCUUUGUGCUCACUCUUCCCUUCUGGGCAGUUGAUGCUGUGGCAAACUGGUACUUUGGAAAGUUCCUGUGCAAGGCUGUCCAUGUCAUCUACACAGUCAACCUCUACAGCAGUGUCCUCAUCCUGGCCUUCAUCAGCCUGGACCGCUACCUGGCCAUUGUCCACGCCACCAACAGCCAGAGGCCAAGGAAGCUGUUAGCUGAAAAGGUGGUCUACGUUGGUGUCUGGAUACCUGCUCUCCUGCUGGCUAUUCCCGAUUUCAUCUUUGCCAACGUCAGGGAUGGGGGUGACAGGUAUAUUUGUGACCGCUUCUACCCCAGUGACGUGUGGCUGGUGGUGUUCCAGUUUCAGCAUAUCGUGGUCGGCCUUGUCCUGCCGGGUAUCGUCAUCCUAUCCUGCUACUGCAUCAUCAUCUCCAAGCUGUCCCACUCCAAGGGCUACCAGAAGCGCAAGGCCCUCAAGACCACCGUCAUCCUCAUCCUGACUUUCUUUGCCUGCUGGCUGCCCUACUACAUCGGGCUCAGCAUCGACUCCUUCAUCCUCCUGGAAAUCAUCAAGCAAGGAUGUGAGUUCGAGAACACUGUGCACAAGUGGAUUUCCAUCACCGAGGCCCUGGCCUUUUUCCACUGCUGCCUGAAUCCCAUCCUCUAUGCCUUCCUCGGAGCCAAAUUUAAAACUUCCGCCCAGCAUGCACUCACCUCCGUGAGCAGAGGGUCCAGCCUCAAGAUUCUCUCCAAGGGAAAGCGGGGCGGACAUUCUUCUGUUUCCACUGAGUCCGAGUCUUCAAGUUUCCACUCCAGCUAA
Molecule: messenger RNA, 1092 nt
Organism: Pipistrellus nathusii (Nathusius's pipistrelle)
Lineage: Eukaryota; Metazoa; Chordata; Mammalia; Chiroptera; Vespertilionidae
Source: the annotation of a GenBank genome assembly